Acipenser ruthenus (sterlet) is the source of this 4212-nucleotide messenger RNA. RefSeq names its product nedd4 binding protein 1 (gene n4bp1). Gene Ontology annotation, molecular function: RNA binding. Gene Ontology annotation, biological process: negative regulation of protein ubiquitination; negative regulation of proteasomal ubiquitin-dependent protein catabolic process. Bases 219 to 3014 code for a protein of 931 amino acids. The record is from RefSeq and is a predicted model, not a curated record. The transcript is spliced from 7 exons. Gene Ontology annotation, cellular component: nucleus; PML body. NCBI's taxonomy places the organism in Eukaryota, Metazoa, Chordata, Actinopteri, Acipenseriformes, Acipenseridae.
UUGGUCGUUGUUUGAUGACGUUUGCAGGGACUUUCCAAGUACUGUAAUAAACUAGUUAAGAGGUAAAUGACGACAGUAGAAAGGGAGGUGAAAACAGUGGGUUUCGCAAAACUAGAGGCGUUGAAACAUGAAAAAGAUUCAAAGCUACGUGUUGUCGAGUUACUUUAAAGAAAGACCGAGAAAAGCGUUUUUGUGAAAUUUACAAAUAAAUAUAAAAAAUGUCAGCACGGCUCCCCGGGGGGCCGGACAGGACAGCCAGCGAGCUGCCUUGCUGUUCUACGGGCGGUGCUGGGAUUUACAGCCGCAGCAUGUCACCAGCAAAACAACAUCCACGGAUGCUUACUGACGAAUUCGCAGUCUCCGAGGAGAGGCAGAGCUUUCUGACAUCUGUCAAACCUAAAGUCGAGUUGCUUUUCAGAGUGGAUUUCACAAUCGUAGGCCUGCUGGACCCGGCCGUGGGUCGCGGAAGCAGAGCAACGAGGCAGAUUUGGGUUCAGUUGACGGGGAUGAAGGAAGACGUAUGGAAGGCCAAGGAAUACGUCAAGGGUGUCUGUAACCCAGAACUGCAAGAGAUGGAGAAGUACCCCAAGGACAUGCACUGCAUAUUUGUUGGAGCACAGAAAUUAUUCAUCAACUGCCUCAUACAGGACACGAGUGCCGAUGUGUCGGUGGUGGAGAUGGGCAUGCUGAGCAUUCGCGGUGGGACUGAGGCAGUGGUGAUGGCGCAGAGUCAGAUUCAGCAGUUUGUAAAGCUUUUCGUAGAAAACCAGAGCUUGCUGAGUAAAAAGGAGCCUUUGGUGAAGAAGGCGUUUAAGAAUUUUGUAGAAUCACAUGCUGAUAAGUAUACCAUGGAGUUACUUCUGUUGCCAAGUUCCCUAAAAGAAGAACUUUUGAGUCUCACCAAGAGCACUGUGCAGCGGCAUACAAGGCUUGAGUUUCAGGACACUUUCGACAAAGUGCAGUCUCACCCGAGGUGUGGAAACAAUGCAUCCUGCAUAGACAUAGAAAACCCGCAAGAGGUAGAAAGAGGAAAAGCCUGCACCCCUGUAACAGAACUGUCAAACCAAAUACUGAACGCCUUUAUCGCAGAGUUUGAAGAGGAUCCGCCUGCGGAGUCAACAGUGCCCAAGGAGAGACAGUCUUGCAAGAGGAGAUCUUCGGGCAGUGAGGAUCGGGAUACAAAGAGGCAGUUUUCACUUGAAAGCAAAGACAGCGCCUAUAGUGUCGUCAAGUCUGGCAGCCCCACAUACAUACUCAGCGAUGAGGACAGUGCAAACACCGAUGGCUCGGUCAUUAUGGUAGACAGCAAUCGGGCAGAGGAUGUGAGCCCUGAAACCAAUUACAACUGCCUGGUGAACUUCUUUAAAACUAUGGGGUAUGCCAGGGAGCUUGUGGUUAAAGUCAUCGAGGAGAUGGGCCAAAGGGAGGAACCUCUUGUGCUUCUCAAACGUAUUGAGGAAGAAAACCAAAAGCUGCAAGGUGGGGAAAGAAAGCACCCCAUCUCCCAAGCUCCUAGCAGCUCAAAAAAGACUUUGUGUGAAGGAUCGAAGAAAUCCGUCCAGCCAGAGGUGCGUUCAGGCAAGGGCAAGGAAAAGCAGAGUAACAUAUUAAGUGAUGUGAAGAACUGCAAGCCUCUGAAUGCCUGUCGGCAAGAAGAACAGCGAAGUGACUCCCUCAGGGUGACCGAGAACAUAUCCUUGUGUCCGCGCAUAAAGCCUUUGAAUGCCUAUCAGCAAGAACAGCAAAGUGACUCCCUCAGAGUGACCAAGAACAUAUCCUUGUGUCCGCGCAUAAAGGCAGUGAUAACAAUCGGUGAUGAUGAAGAUGAAAAAGAUAUAGAGACUGAUGGGUCCGCUGUUAAACCUGCUCUGAGAUUAGCGAAAGAGAAUGUGACUCUGAAAGAAGCAGACUUCAUAGCAAGAGGGAGCUCUGGGAAGCCGUUGUUUAAACCAGUCCUGGUUGAAUCAGUCACUCCUCUGCGGAGCUCAGCAGGACUCUCUUCCAGACAGGACGCCAGCCCAGCCCCCGAUAAACUCUCUCGCUGCUCCUCCUCCUCCUUCUUUCAGGCUGUACCUUCCAGGCCGCCUUUACAAUUCAUCGCAACAAUGCCUUCCCAUGAGGCAGCAGCAUCUGUACCGGCAGCUAAACCUCAGAAGCCGAACGCUUCAUAUGUGACAGGAGAGAAACGGUUUCAGGAGUCUCUGAAAACAAAAUACAAACUGAAUCUUGAAAAUAAACCAGGAAGGCAGGAUCUAAAGAAUGUCAUCAUUGAUGGCAGCAAUGUGGCCAUGGGGCAUGGGCUGCACAAAUACUUUUCGUGUCGUGGGAUCGCCAUUGCCGUAGAGUUCUUCUGGAAAUACGGACACAGACACAUCACUGUAUUUGUUCCACAGUGGAGACAGAGAUAUGAUCCCCUCAUUACAGAGAAGCAUUUCUUAGAAGAAUUGGAAGAGCUGGGGAUUCUGUCAUAUACUCCUGCUAGAAUGUUUUGUGGACAAAGAAUCGCGUCUCACGAUGACAGGUUCUUGUUACACCUGGCAGAAAAAACUGGGGGAGUCGUCGUCACAAAUGACAAUUUAAGAGAAUUUGUAACUGAAUCCGAAGCGUGGAGACAAAUCGUAAAAGAAAGGCUUUUACAAUAUACAUUUGUUGGUGAUAUAUUCAUGAUACCUGAUGAUCCUCUGGGGAGAUUUGGACCCAGACUGGAUGAGUUUAUGCGCAAAGACUUAAGGCGUGGACCUCCACGAGCACAGCUCGGACCUCCAGCAGCAGCUUCCACUGAACCUCCACCAGCUACAGGGCCUGGGCUUCAAACCCCCCCCCUUCCAGCGCAGAGCCCCGACGAGCCUCCGCGCAGAUCUACGGCAGACACGGAGGAUGCCAGGAAGCACCUCUAUAAUAUCUUCCCUCAACAAAGACAGAAGAUUGAUCAGAUCCUGUCUGAGCACCCGCACAUGAGAGACCUGAAUUCACUGUCCUCACUGGUGCUGGACCUCGAAGGACAGCAUGGGUAGCAAGCGCAGGAAGAAAGGCACGGGUACAAGCGCAGGACGAAAGGCACAGACUGUUGCGCUUUUCUUUUUGUUGUUUGUGUGUGUGCGAGAGAAGAAUGUAAAUUAAACUUUUGAGUUUGAAAUGGUUUGUUUUCAUUAGAAAAGGAAAAUAUUUUGUUAACAGCUGUUUGUUCAAAAUCUGUAUAUUUUCUUGUAAUUAACAUUUAAUUUAUUGCAUCAGAGAGCUAGGUUUGUUGUUAAUUACUGUGUUACAAUGCUUGUUUCUGUAAACCAUGUACAUUGUCUGUCCUUGUAAAAAAUGAAUAUACCCCAACUUGUACAUUUAAGUCCCAUACUCAUUGGGUACAGAAUAUUUUUUUACAUUUAGGGCAAACCUUUGUAAUGAAAAACACAGGUUUUUUAUUUUUUUGUGUCUCAGAUUUGAUCAGUUGCUGUUCUGUUUCAUUAUAGUGUUAAUGAAAGCACUUUGAACAGUUACAGCUCUGGCCAAAAGUUUUGCAUCCCCCUAUAGAAUUCACUCAUUCAGCUUUGCAAAGUCGAAUGAAACCUGAAUAAUAAUAUGUUUAUUGAAUUACACACUGCUCUGUAGUUUUCUUUAUAUUUAACAAAAAAGUUACAACAUUGGAAAGUUUUGACAUUUCGAAAUUAAAUGAAAUACUGUACUACUAUCAUGGCUUCCGGUAGACUUUUGCAAUAUCCUUUUGUAGUUUCUUUGAUUACAUGAUGUUAAAUAAAAGAGCUCACUUGUGUUCAUAUAUUUUAUUUAUCUUAAUCCUAAAAUUCAAGGUCAUGCAAAACUUUUGUCCAUAGCUGUGCAGUCUAUACUAAAGCAUUUGUGCUUAGCUGUGCAGUCUAUACUAAAAUGUCAAGUCUUUACAUUAAUGUUGCUGUUUAGGCCUUUGUGGCCCUUGUUCUGAAGUUCACUGAUCUUGAGACCUGGAAGGAGUGAAGUCUAUUUCUUUGUUUCCGUUGAGGCUCUUCUGUCACGUACAGUAUGUGUUGUUGAAAGUCCACAUUCAUUUCUUGUGAUCAUUGUGAGGUGUUUAUUUGAAAUGUUUAUGGAGCUACUCUCAGAAUAUUGUGUACAGUUAUAGUUGGCUGGGAGGAGUGUGUUAAAGAUAAUUUCGUUGCACCUCCCAAAGCAUUUUGCAGUACAUGCACUGUUCAAGUCUCAUUAAAAAUUUGGUUUUGAAGUUAA